Molecule: messenger RNA, 660 nt
Organism: Saccharomyces eubayanus
Lineage: Eukaryota; Fungi; Ascomycota; Saccharomycetes; Saccharomycetales; Saccharomycetaceae
Gene: UGX2
Product: Ugx2p
Exons: 1
Coding region: 1-660 (219 amino acids)
Source: RefSeq, a predicted model, not a curated record
AUGAAGAAUAAGGAAAAGCUGAUUGUUUAUUCAAAUGCCAGUUCGGCGUUUGCGUAUAGUGCAGAAAUAAGGCCAAAUUUCAAGAUAUCGGUGUCUCAAGGCCAAGGUUUUGCUUGGAACCAAGAUCUGUUUGCUACGCAGUAUCAGCAAGCGUACAAAGUCGUUUACGAUGCACACGAGGAUGACCUUAAUGAACUGAUUUCAAAGAUCAGGGGCAAGUUACAAGCUAAAGCUAGGAAAAGAAGUAGAAUUAAUGCUAAGGCUAAAGGAGGCAGGAGUGCAAAGACAAGAAGGGAAGCCGCCGUACUUGAAGAUAGCGAUGAGGGUGAUGAUAGGCAGUAUCAAAGAAUACAAGUUCUUGUAGGCCACGAGUUUCCCAGGGGAAGUCUCUAUAAACCUGUGUGGAGUCAGGACCCUCACUCUGGCGACAACGAUAGUGCAAGUGAAAGCGAAAGUAGCCAUGAUGUAGAUGUUUUUGGCGGCAUGUCGUAUUCAAAGAUGGCUGAGAUGGAUAGACCACGCAGGAAGUCCGAGAGGAGCAUAAGUUUUGUGGAAGAUUCCAAGACGGGGGACUAUAGGUACCACAUAGGCCAAGUGGAUGUGGUGGAGGUGGACUCAGACACACCCGAAAAUAACCAUCUCAAAUGGCUGAUAUCAUGA